Molecule: messenger RNA, 1615 nt
Organism: Salpingoeca rosetta
Lineage: Eukaryota; Choanoflagellata; Craspedida; Salpingoecidae
Exons: 1
Coding region: 29-1288 (419 amino acids)
Source: RefSeq, a predicted model, not a curated record
GUGCGCAGAAAUCGAAGGUCGCAGCAGCAUGCUUGUUGACACAAUAAUGCGAGGGGCCGGCGUUUUGGUGGUGGUGGUGGUGGUGAUGGUGGUGGUGCUUGCACACAGCAGCAUGAGUGAGGUGGUGCUGGUGGAAGAUCAGCGUGGUGGGUUCCACAUCAACACCAGCGAUCCAUUGAAUGAACCCGUGUUUGUGAAUGGGAUGGACGUUGGUCAAGUGGGCAACGAGGUGUUGGCGCUGCGCAGCAUGGUGUCAACACAGAUGAGCAUGCUGGAAGCGCAGCAGAGCAGGCUUGAGGAGCAAGAACGUCUCACAUGCUUCCUCACUGCCACGGACACCACCUCCAUGGCCUACGUUGGCACCGGCAACAAUGACUGGAUUGGCGGCGUUUUGGCCAACACUGGACUCAUCUAUGGCAUUCCACAUCGCUCAACCUCCGUGCUAAUCAUCGACCCUGCCACCAACACCGCUGACACCACCACGAUCACAGGCCUGGAAACAGGAGGUGACAAGUGGGGCGGUGGUGUACUGACUGACAACGGCCUCAUCUACGGUUUUCCGCACACUGCGGUGUCUGUGCUCAUCGUUGACCCACACACGAACACCAUCGACAACACCACCCUCGAUGGACUGCCAUCUGACGGGGGCAAAUGGAUCAGCGGCGUGGCUGCCGACAAUGGCCUCAUCUUCGGCGUGCCCUGGAGUUCUUCUUCUGUCCUCAUCAUCGACCCAGCAGCCAACACCACAGACACCACCACCAUCGCUGGGCUUGAAGGAGAUGAGAAGUGGUACGGUGGCGUGCAAGCCAGCAAUAACCUCAUCUACUGCAUUCCAGUCAACGCUGAGACUGUGCUCAUCAUCGACCCAUCCACCACCACGUCAGACACCACAACAAUCGCUGGCCUGACAGGCAAUGGCGCGUGGUAUGGCGGCGUGCUUGCUGGCAACGGCCUCAUCUAUGGCAUCCCAUACAAAUCUACGGCCGUGCUCAUCAUCGAUUCAGCAACCAACAGUGCCGACACAACGUCCAUUUCCGGUCUUGCAAGCAACUACUACAAGUGGAGCGGCGGUGUGCUGGCGCCCAACGGCCGCAUCAUCGGCAUCCCACGUGAUGCUGCAUCCGCACUCAUCAUCGACCCAACCACCAACACCGUCCACACCACGUCGUUGCCUGUUCCAACUGGAGCCCGCAAGUGGUUUGAUGGCGUUCUCGCCAGCAACGGCCUCAUCUAUGGUUUGCCAUGGAGCGCAGCACACAGUGUCCUCAUCAUCGAUCCUGGCUGCUGAGGGCAGAGGCGACCGUGGCGUUCUGCACCCUGUUAGCCACGCUCCCUGCUUGACCUGCUUGACACGCAUGCAAGUGUCACCUCGCUUUGUUUGUUUCUCGUGGCAUUUCAUUGGCUAUUGCUUGACUUCGUUGUGCUGUGUCCCACCCCUCCACGCACAUUUCUUGUCAUCUGCACCCGUCAUUGCGCUGUGACGUGGUGCCACUUUCUCCUCAUCAUACCUCUGCCUUUCUGUUGAGUUGCAGAGCGAUCCAAUUCUUCUGCUCGUUACAUGAUCGUGGUGACAUGACUACUGUGUUCCGGCCCGCGCUGCCUCCUUUGAGAAGAC